Bolinopsis microptera is the source of this 1274-nucleotide messenger RNA. Its product is annotated as tRNA (cytosine(38)-C(5))-methyltransferase-like. Gene Ontology annotation, cellular component: nucleus. The transcript has a single exon. Lineage: Eukaryota; Metazoa; Ctenophora; Tentaculata; Lobata; Bolinopsidae. The coding region runs from base 1 to 1188 and encodes 395 amino acids. Gene Ontology annotation, molecular function: methyltransferase activity. The record is from RefSeq and is a predicted model, not a curated record.
AUGCUAAAUCCAGCAGCGCCAGUCUUAAAAGUAUGCGAAUUCUACUCGGGCAUUGGAGGUUACCAUUUAGCGCUAUCACAGAUUCCAGAACUAUCCUACAAAGUUGUCGCUGCUUUUGAGAUUUCUUCUAACGCUAAUUGUAUCUACAGAGCGAAUUUUCCGGCAACCAGUGUUUUUGAGACCAAUUUGUGUGGUCUGACUGCGGCUCGGCUUGAAUCUAUAAUUAAGAAAGCAAGUGCGAAUCAUGAUCAGGAUUUUAAAUCACGUGACGAGAAUGAUACAUCACGUGAUAAAGUGAUGUUUGUCAUGUCGCCACCAUGUCAGCCUUUCACCCGGCAAGGAGUUAUGAAGGAUGAACUAGAUCCACGGUCAGAGAGUGUGAUUCAUCUUUUUGAUAUGUUCUCGGAUUUAUCUUCAUUACCGGAUUAUUUUUUAUUGGAGAACGUAAAAGGGUUUGAAACAUCGAAUACCCGAAAUAAUAUUAUGCAAUUCUUUACCCAACAUCAAUAUCAUGUUGUCGAAUUUCUGAUCAACUCAAACCAAUUUGGAAUUCCCAAUUCGAGAUUAAGAUACUAUCUGUUAGCUAGAAAACAACCUUUUCCGGAAAACAUACAAUCAUUUGCAGACAAUAAAAACAGUUUAUUAUCCUUCAUUCCUGGCUGUGAAGACUUCGCCACCACUCCUCCCCUGUUAGAGUUUCUCCAGGAGGAUCCCGCCAGUUGUCAGUUAUCAGACAAAUUCCUAUCAAAAUGGGGCUGGGUACUGGACAUAGUGACUCCUAGCUCCACAAGAUCUUGUUGUUUUACUAAAGGAUACAGUGUUAAAGCGGAGGGAUCUGGGUCUGUUAUCCAGCAGACUCCUGACCCCUCACCUGGUGAUCUGACACGACAGGAGCGAAAUGAGACACCACAGGAGCGAAGUAAUCCUCCUUCAGAUUUGUCACGUGAUAAGACAGAUAAUGGGAGAAGUAUGUGUAAUUCUAAGUUGAGUGACGGAGAGUUUCUGCAACACAUGAGGUCGCUAAAUCUAAGGUUGUUCGCCCCCCGUGAGAUUGCACGAAUUCAUGGAAUUCCUGAGUGGUAUUCGUUCCCCGAAUCUUUGUCUGAGAAACAGUUGUACAAACUGUUGGGAAACGGUCUGAAUGUUACUGUAGUUAAAUUAUUAAUCGAAAGAAUUCUUCUUAGCUGAUCAUUUGAGUUACGGUUCAUUAAUAUUGUUUAGUAGAAGGGGUUAUUUUAUUUUCACGGCUCUUUCGAUUUUUCAGUCGCGAAAUU